UCUCGAGAUUUCUUUUGUUCUCUACACUUUCUGGAAAUGAACACAAAACCAUUUCCGUCGAAAACUCUCUUAUCAACUUCUUUAUGGUUCCGAAGCGUAACCGAUACAAUCCAAGGCUCAUUCACACCUGAUGAACUGAUUUGGUAUCGCGAUAAUCAAUGAGGUCUUUCAACUUUUUAGAGCACGGAAAGCAAAGAUGGAUCCGACCAAAUCACCUCCAGCCACUCAAUUGACUCUUGAACGAGUUUGAGGAAAGAUCAUCAUGAAGUUCCUCAUCAUAUACUUUUUGAUGAGUCCCUUGACGUUGAGUCUUCAAGUGUCUAAUAGAACUCUCCGAUUCAGGGAUUCAAAAUUGCUGCCACUCUUCAAAGUCAUCACCUUUCCGAAUGAUCCUUGUGGAACCGGGGGCGCUAGGAAUGGAACUUGUUACACCAAGGAGGAAUGCCAAGCCAAAGGAGGCUCAUUUUCGGGUUCAUGUGCCAGCGGAUUCGGUGUGUGUUGCACUUUUCAGCUUAAAUGUGGUGGAACCACGUCCCAGGAAUUCUCAUACCUAAUACAAUCAAGCACAUCCAUGUCUCCCUCAUCAGGUUCAUGCACAUACAAGAUUUGUCGUUCCUCUGACGAAAUUUGUCGCAUCCGCCUGGAUUUUAUUACCUUCUCUAUUGCUGGCCCAGUGGCUGGAACAACUGUCACUAAAGCGGCAGGAGCCAUUUCCACGCUAGGGGGCGCCAUUGGCGACUGUACCAAGGAUUCCUUCAGUGUGACGAGUCCUGGUCAAUCAGGAUCGCCGGUCAUUUGCGGAUUCAACUCUGGACAACACAUGAUUGUGGAUGCCAGUGAUUCUUGUAACUUGGCCGCUUUUAACAUUGGUGGAAUGGGCUCAACUCGGGCGUGGGAAGUGAAAGUAACUCAAUAUCCAUGUGGCUCUGAUCUAGGUGGUCCAUCGGGCUGCUUGCAAUACUUCAUGGGCAAAUCCGGGGUCAUUGCCAGUUACAAUUUUCCCACUAAAAGCACCACAGUAACCAAUACAGUGACUCAUCUGUCCAACCAAAACUAUCGAAUCUGCAUCAAACAAGAACAAGGAAUGUGUGCAAUUUGCUACAUACCUUCAAUUGUUCCUGGAACUCCCACCGAAGAUAACCAGGUUUCAUUUGGCCUCAGCAUUUCAAAGCCUGCAGCAACUGCCAAAUCUUCCCAAGGGACGAAUUGUCAAUCUGACUAUCUUUUUAUACCAAAUGUAGAAGCGGCGCCUGUUAAUCUUGCCAUAGCAUUGGGAGCAGCUCCUGGACGAGUGUGUGGAAGAAUAUUCUCAACCGUGGAUGAUGAUGCAGCAACCGCUUCUGUUUGCUCCCGGAUCAAGCCGUUUCAGAUCGUGGUUCAAACCGAUUUGGAUGAGGUGACUUCCGACGUGGCGGCCAAUGCGGAUGGCGCUGACACCAAUGAGAUGAGUUUGGGACCUGGAGGAAUUAUUGGUUUCUCUUUGAAUUAUCAGCAGAUAUCCUGCUAGUUACUGCAAAUAUCGGCAUAUUGUAUCAUUUUGGUUAGCUAUCAUUCAGUCUCAUAUCUUAAUUGUGUUUGUAAUAUUGUGAGCCGAUAUACUGGUUUAUUGCUCUAACUUAUUCAUGAUCCACCAUAUAUUGUUUUUCAAUUCAAGUAGAAUGAUAUCGCAAAAUCAAAUUAUAACCUACUAAAACUCAAAGUUGUUUUAAUUAAGACCAUUUAGUUCAGCAAGUUUGCAAAAACUCGACUAAAAAAGUAUGCAAAAACUCGAGCAGGUCCAAAG
Messenger RNA from Tigriopus californicus, 1783 nucleotides. RefSeq lists its product as uncharacterized. The transcript is spliced from 15 exons. Lineage: Eukaryota; Metazoa; Arthropoda; Copepoda; Harpacticoida; Harpacticidae. The record is from RefSeq and is a predicted model, not a curated record. The coding region runs from base 263 to 1507 and encodes 414 amino acids.